AUGUCUGGUAGCAGUGAUUCAGAUGAGUAUUACGAUGCCGAAGAUCACACACCUAACAAGCUUGUAAGUGAAAAUUGUUUGUUCAGAAAGCCAAAAACUACUAGUUUGACACCAUCCAAGAGUGAAUCCGAUUUUCAAUCAACAUUGAAACUAGAUGACAAGAAGUAUGACACUGUUAUACCUCCCAAAGUACCCAAUUCACUUUCUCUUCAAACAGGAUUGGAAAAAACUGGGGUCGAAAAAAUCAAGAGGCAUAAGUUGAGAGAAGUAAGGAAGCGUAUGCAAACAGAAGAUGAAGAAAUAUUUAACACUGUCGGCACAUCUCCUACAAGCAGUCAAACAUCUUCUUUUGAUGGGGUUUUUCCAGCUCCAGACACUCGCUCAAUUCAAAGUCACCCAUUUAGGAUCAUCGAGCAUGAUGCUUUAAGCCUUCACAGUCUCACUUCAUUAGGAAGAAUUGGCAGAUUGCUGAGCAACUCUCAAGAACCUGCUGCUGUCCAGAAUGUACAAAAGGAUUCAGUUGCAGAAAUUGGUGGUUCUACAAGCACAUUGAAAUGUCCUUCAGAUCCUGGUGAUGAUUGUACUGAAAAUAGCCAGCAAUCAAAAAUUUUAAAUCAGAAAAGGACUGAAGAGAUUCCAAAACUUCAGGAACCUGAUGUUAUCGCCAGUACCAAAGCAAAUAGUAUUCAGAACUCUUCUAAUGUGACUACCACGUCGUCUGCUGAACCUUCACUCCCUGCUCCUGUAGCUCCCCCAAGGAAAAGGAAAAAGAACAAGAUCACACAGCCUCCGUCCACUCUUCCCAUUCAGAAAAAAGAGGAACAGCCUUCAAAGCUUACCAAGAGUAUUAGUGUGGAUGAGCCAGCCUACAAGAGGUCGACUCUUCCGAGUCCUGCAAGUACCAUUGAAUCAAUUACACGAGAAUUUGAACAUUCUCUUGAUAUAAAGGCCGCUACUAAGGGAGAAUGUCAUGUCCAACAUCAGGAAAAUAAUGAGAAAAGGAAAUGUAGCCGAAGUAUCAGUAGAAAUAGUUCAACUUAUCCGUUAGGAGGAGGAGCAACCCUUCGAACUCCCAGGGAGAGGCGAAGAUCAGCUGGAGAUGAACAAGCCCUCCUUCCAAAUCAGCUUAAUAUGUUCGUUAGAACAAGAACAGAAUCAGGAAAGCCAUUAUCAGAUCUUGAAAUUUUGGAGCAAGUUACUGUUCUGAACUUAGACACCGGAGAAAGGGUUCCUUUAAGUAUUGCAGAAGACAAACUUCCCCAAUGUAUUAACCCCUUGUCCCUUCAUAUUAUGAGGCUGACAUCUGAGUAUGUCUCAAACACCUCUUUAGAAAAACAGAAGGAAUCUGAUGAAGAAUCGGUUGAUUCUAAAGUAUCUCGAAGGGAAGACGAAGAUGAAGAGGGUAAAGGUGGUAUGAGAAGGAGAACUGCACAAUUGAAAAAAUUCUUUGGAUCCACUGUCAGAAAAACCAUGAUAAAAGCAAAAACUAUUGGAAGGCAUAACAGAGAAGAUACUUUAGAUGUCGAGAACGAGACUGCUGCGUCUACUACAGGUGAACAAUACAUAAAGCUGAAGGCGUCCAAUAGUCAUAAGGGGCCUUAUGAAUUUGACUGUGUACAGCAUGUACAGGACUUCAGUGGGGAACAUACUGGCCCAGUCUGGUGUAUGAAAUUUUCUUCUUGUGGACGUCUUCUUGCUACUGCUGGCCAGGACCGUGUAUUAAGGAUUUGGGUUGUGCGAAACGCGUAUCCAUAUUUUCAGGAAAUGCGUACAAAGUACAAUGCAGAAAAAGUUUCACCAACACCUUCACAAGAAUCUAUUGUUUCUGUGAUCUCUUCGGAGGACCCUCAUUCAUCUCAUAUAAUGGAAGAUCUGAGCGAGAAAGCACCUUUUAUGCCUAAACCAUUUUGUACUUAUUCUGGGCAUGCCUCGGAUCUGCUUGAUGUAGCUUGGUCAAAAAAUUAUUUUAUACUGUCAUCUUCAAUGGAUAAAACGGUUAGAUUAUGGCAUAUAUCACGCAGAGAAUGCCUCUGCUGCUUUCAACACAUUGAUUUCGUAACAGCUAUUGUGUUCCAUCCUCGCGAUGAUCGUUAUUUCCUCAGUGGAUCUCUUGAUGGAAAGUUGAGGCUAUGGAACAUUCCUGACAAAAAAGUGGCAGUAUGGAAUGAGAUAGAUGGUCCUGCAAAGCUUAUAACUGCUGCCAACUUUUGCCAGAAUGGAAAAUUUGCAGUUGUUGGUUCUUAUGAUGGCAGAUGUAUAUUUUAUACAACUGAUCAACUUAAGUACCACACACAAAUUCAUGUUAGAUCAACCAGAGGUAAAAACUCGACUGGAAGAAAAAUAAGUGGUAUAGAGCCUAUGCCUGGAGAAGAUAAGAUUCUAGUUACUUCCAAUGAUAGUCGCAUACGUCUAUAUGAUCUGCGUGAUCUUAAUCUUUCUUGCAAAUAUAAGGGUUAUGCAAACUUUUCAAGCCAGAUAAAGGCUUCAUUUUCUCAUGAUGGAAAAUUUAUAGUAAGUGGUUCAGAAAACCAAUGUAUAUAUAUUUGGAAAAGUAAUCAUGACUAUUCAAAAUUUUCUUCCGUGAGGCGAGAUAGAAAUGACUAUUGGGAAGGAAUUAAAGUUCAUAAUGCUGUUGUCACUUGUGCAGUAUUUUCUCCUAAUCCUGACAUAGUAAUGCGCCAUAUUGAAGAACUGGAGAGUAAUGGUUCAGGGACAAAUACAACCAGUGGCUAUGUAUUAGUCAGUGCGGACUUCAAUGGCUGUAUAAAAGUAUUUAUAAAUAAAACUAAACCUAAACAUAGUUCUCUUCCUGCUUCAGCGAUGGCUUAA
Molecule: messenger RNA, 2829 nt
Organism: Nezara viridula (southern green stink bug)
Lineage: Eukaryota; Metazoa; Arthropoda; Insecta; Hemiptera; Pentatomidae
Source: the annotation of a GenBank genome assembly